AUGGCAGGACUCCCUUACGCCGUACCAUCAAACUACGUGAUCCGCCUUGUCGAAGAAGGCUCUCUUGCCCAUUCUGCAGCUCAACAAGCAGCUGCCGCUGGCCCCAGGACUCAUGAACCAGUGCAACCUCACCCAUCACACCCAUCACAUUUCCAGUUCCCACGCACAUCGCUGCACGAAAUGACAUUGAGAACACACUUCCGCGGACCUCACGCGCCCGGCAGCGUAUCGGCACCCAAGUCCGGAACCUCUUGGGCGCCGGCAACGGAUAUCCGCGAGACGAUGCGCGCGUAUCACAUCGAGGUCGAAACACCUGGUGUUACGGAGAAAGAUAGCAUCUUGAUCCAGUGGAUGAGUCCCCAUACAUUGAUGGUGCAGGGGGAGAGUAAGAGGCCUGCCAAUAUCGGACUGUUGGACAGUGAGGAGGGGAAACGAAUCUGGGAGGGUGAAGGUGAUGGGUGGCCGAAGGAGGCUGGACAUGGAAAGAUGGAACAGAAGGAACCCACUGACGGUGGCCCAUUGAUGCGCACCCCCUCUCGAGAAACAAUGGAGGCUGAACUCAUGACCGACGCCAUCCCGACCGUGCUGUUGACCGAACGAAAAAUCGGGCCUUGGAGACGGACUUUCACGUUACCUGACGACGUGGAGAUGAAGGAGCUCAAAGCCAGACUUGAAGGUGGCCUGUUGAGAAUCGACUUACCGAAAAAGAGUGUCGAAGACGUGAAGGGUGGCGGAAUCAGGAUCGAAAUCGAAUAA
Messenger RNA from Rhinocladiella mackenziei CBS 650.93, 756 nucleotides. RefSeq lists its product as uncharacterized. The transcript has 2 exons. The record is from RefSeq and is a predicted model, not a curated record. Gene Ontology annotation, biological process: response to salt stress; response to heat; protein folding. Bases 1 to 756 code for a protein of 251 amino acids. Lineage: Eukaryota; Fungi; Ascomycota; Eurotiomycetes; Chaetothyriales; Herpotrichiellaceae.